CUUGAGCCCGGCGGUUCGCCGGGCAACCACAGAGCGGUUCCUGGGCCAGGGUGACCACUAGGCUGAGCUGUGGCGAACCCUGGGCGGGGGCUGGGGCACGGGGCAGCAGUCGUUGUUCCAGCCGCCACCGUGACUGGGCUAGCCCCGCCUCCCCCAGUGCCGGGCCUGGCUGGAUCGGACAAGGCGUCGGACGGUGGGUCUGCAACCGAACGAAGGGCACAGGUGAGCCUAGGACGCCGAGCGCGCUGCCCUACUCUGCCACAACUCUGCCACAGUCGGGUGGAGGGCUCUCCCAGGGUGUGGGACAGGCUGCUACAGCUCCAAGGAGGAAGUGCAGUCCCGACCUCCUGGUACCUGUACCUACGAGGUCGCUUUAAGACCAGCAAGCUGGCUUCAGGGAGCUAAGAGAGACUCCGAGAGAUUUUCCGGAUUUCCUCAGGCAUCUAUGAGAACUCAGGACUCCAGCCAUGCAGCCACAGGCCCUGCUCCAAAAGGACCGCCCCGUGCCACAAAGGGAGCCACCCGAUUUUUCUUGGCAUCCUGCUGGUGACCUCUGACGUGCAUCCUUGACAACAAGAGUUUUGUUAACCUCCCAGAGAGGAUCACUUUCUUUAGGAGGGCCAGACUGAGUGGGUGAGGGCUGACCAGGUUCGGACUAUGCCAUCCAAGUCAGCUUGUCUGCGUCACACGGAGGUACCUGGGCAGCUGGAGGGCAGAAUGCUCCAGGGACAGCUUCCAAAUACAGACAAGAACCUCACCCCAACACCUGCCUCCCUAUCAGCCACUGACCCUCAGGGUUCAGAGACAAACCCCAUGCCUCCUUUCAGCAUUCCAGCAAAACCAAGCAACCAGAACCCACAAGCUAAGGCAAACCCCAUCACCCCACAGCUACCUAUGAGACCCAAGUUGGAGCGAACCCUGUCCCUGGAUGACAAGGGCUGGAGAAGAAGGCGUUUUCAAGAUAGUCAGGAUGAUCUGACAGUCCAGAAUGGGGCCAGUCCUUGUAUGGGCUCCAUGCAGGACUCUGUUGCCCAGUCUCCUGCCUGCAGUCGGCCCCUACCCUGCCUCAGCACGUCCUUGCAGGAGAUUCCUAAGCCCCGAAGGGCCACAGGCAGUGAAGGAGGGAGCCCAUCCUUGUGGAGUGACUGUCUCCCUGGAAUGAUCAGCACCUCCUUGGACCUCCUGCACAGAGAGGCCACACCAGGUGGGGGCUCCCCCAGGUUGGCAAGUUUGCAUGCCGCACACACACCACCAGCCAUGGACCUCAACAUAGCCUCCAGCUCCCUGAGAACAGCAAACAAGGUUGACCCUGAGCAUGCCGACUACAAGCUCCGCAUGCAGACCAGGCUGGUCAGGGCUCACAGCAGCCUUGGCUCUAGCAGGCCCCGGAGCCCCUUGGCUGGUGACGAUCACUCCAUUCACUCAGCCAGAUCUUCUUUCAGCCUUCUGGCCCCCAUCCGCACCAAGGACAUCAGAAGCAGGAGCUAUCUGGAGGGAAGUCUUAUGGCCAGUGGGGCCCUGCUAGGAGCAGAUGAGCUGGCCAGAUACUUCCCAGACCGGAACAUGGCUCUCUUUGUGGCUACCUGGAACAUGCAGGGCCAGAAGGAGCUCCCAGCGAGCCUGGAUGAGUUUCUGCUCCCCACUGAGGCCGACUAUACUCAGGACUUGUAUGUCAUUGGAGUUCAGGAGGGCUGCUCCGACAGGCGGGAGUGGGAAACUCGCCUGCAGGAGACACUGGGCCCUCAGUAUGUGCUGCUGUCAUCAGCAGCGCACGGGGUCCUGUAUAUGUCCCUGUUCAUCCGCAGGGACCUCAUCUGGUUCUGCUCAGAGGUCGAGUACUCCACAGUAACUACACGCAUCGUGUCUCAGAUCAAGACCAAGGGGGCCCUGGGCGUCAGCUUCACCUUUUUCGGCACCUCCUUCCUCUUCAUCACAUCUCACUUCACCUCUGGAGAUGGGAAGGUAGCCGAGCGGCUGCUGGACUACAGCAGAACCAUCCAAGCCCUGGCCCUGCCCCGGAAUGUGCCCGACACAAAUCCCUACCGCUCCAGUGCAGGGGAUGUCACUACCCGGUUUGAUGAGGUCUUCUGGUUUGGGGACUUCAACUUCCGCCUGAGUGGUGGCCGAGUGGCUGUGGAGGCCUUCCUGAAGCAAGACACCGAGGUGGAUGUGCUGGCACUCCUGCAACAUGACCAGCUCACCCGAGAGAUGAAGAAAGGGUCCAUCUUCAAGGGCUUUGAGGAGGCGGAAAUCCACUUUCUCCCAUCCUACAAGUUUGACAUUGGGAAGGACACCUAUGACAGCACCUCUAAGCAGAGGACACCUUCCUACACAGACAGAGUCUUAUACAGAAGCCGCCACAAGGGUGACAUCUGUCCCAUGAAGUAUUCCUCUUGCCCUGGGAUCAAGACUUCAGACCAUCGUCCUGUGUAUGGCCUGUUCCGGGUGAAAGUGAGGCCAGGGAGAGACAACAUCCCAUUAGCCGCUGGCAAGUUUGACCGAGAGCUAUACUUGAUAGGAAUUAAAAGACGGAUUUCAAAAGAACUUCAGAAACAGCAAACAAUGAAGAACCAGAGCUCCAGUGCUGUGUGCACUGUGUCUUGACGGUACCAGACAAGUACUGGCUACUGCAGCUUGGGGACCAAGGUCACUGGAAAGAGAUUGGGCUUGUUCUUUGGUGCCUCUUGCCAUGUUGGGGUCUAAUAAACCAUGGCUAGGGGCUCUCCUGCAUUCAGUACAGACCCCAACCCUCAGGACAGAAGUGGGCUGUGGCCAGGCCAUGCUUAUCUCGGGGCAGGCCUCAGUUAUUUAUGCCAUGUUCCCACAGGCACAUGGCAGGGAUUUGUUCUGAGUGGGACAUAUAGACACCAAGCAGCAGCCUCACACAGAAGCUGUAGACAGAGUGAGGCUCGCCCCAAGCAAUCCCACACCCUCCCUAUGGAACAGCCCCAGCUUCCUGCCCUUGGCACUGUAGCUCUUUCAACCCUGUCCCUGUUCUCACGCCAGAGCCCAGGUUACAGAUCUGUGUCCUAGCAGCCCUUUCCUCUUCCAGCGAGGGAUCAGGCAAUCUCUGCUAGCUUAGAUUCACAAUGGCCCUAAAACCUGCCAAGGCCUAGAAUUCAGAAGCCAAAGCUAGUCACUUCUGGAGUGUAUCUAGCAGGCAUUUUGGCAAGUUUUGGGGUUCUACAUCCUGGCCCCAGGCUCCCAACCUCCAGUUGAAUAGGGACCUCUCCUCUCCACAGCUCUAUCAAUUCAUGGCUUUAGGAGCGUCAGACCAUUUGCUUUUGUGCUGCUAGCCCCAGAACAGCAUUAGAGGUGAUGUCACAGGGCAGCACCUUGCUGGGCUUCAUUCCUUGAAGGCGGCUUAGAACUCCUCGUUGCUUUCAAUCUCACCCCAUCCCUGAGCGACAUAGCCUUGAAUGUACAGACACCUAGGGGCAUGCAUCCAUUCUAGUCUUCUAAAUAAUUUAUUUUUCCAUAUUUAUAUUUUUAAAUAAAUGCAUAUAUUCAAUUGUGAGCUCUCUCUGGCCAAAGACUGAACCUUGGAAGCAGCAGUCUGCGUGCAUCCCAGGGUUUUAAAGGGCAAUGGAAGUCAAAAGCAAUUUGUUUUUUUUUUUGUUUGUUUGUUUGUUUUUUUAAAGAUAGUUUCUCUGUGUAGUCCUGGCUGUCCUGGAUCUUGCUCUGUAGGCCAGGCUGGCCUCGAACUCAGAGAUCUGCCUGCCUUGGCCUCCCCAGUGCUGGGAUUAAAGGCCUGUGCCGCCGCCUCCUGGCAAAGGCAGCAAAUUUAGUCUCACCUGUCACUUGCUACUCAGCCCCAUCCCGGGUCCUUCUGCUAGUGCUGCCCCUGCUCACAGCCAGAAGUGGCAACAGCUGGAGAAAGCGACUACUUGGGGCUCCAGUGAACCAUGGUAAAACAAGCUAACAAAUGAGAUAAAACUUGCCAGCAUCAGCUUCUAGAAUGUGGGAUGUCAGCAAAGCCAAGCCUUCCUGCUUCAAUAAACCAUUCAAAUGUACAUGGAAAGUGCCAGAAUGUCAAAUCAGUGAACUGCAAACUCCCAUUGGGAAGACUUGUGUUAACGAAGCUUGAAAUGUCCCCAUCUGUACCCCCUAUGCCCCAAAGGCUGCCUUGGAACUUGUGACCUUCCUGCCUCAGCUGCCUCCACUAUCCUGAUUUGAGUGAGGUCUGAAGCUUCUCUUUUCUUUUUUGGGGGGGAGAGGAGGGGAGGGGGCUUUCAAGGCAAGGCUUCUAUGUGUAGACCAGGCUGACCCCUAACUCACAGAGAUCCGCAUGCCUCUGCCUCCUGCAGGAUUAAAGGUGUGUGCUCCACUGCCUUUGGUGCUUCUUUGUGGUCAUCCUCUGGCCCUUUAGAAAAGACUGAAAUAAUCCUGAACACCUGAAGUUUGACUUGAGAUGAAGAACAUCAAGUCUCAGGGAUAGGGGACAAAGGGCAGUGAUGACCAUUUCCGUUUAGACAGGGAAUUUCAGUUGCGAACAUUUAAGCUAGUGUCAAUGAGGUGGGAAACUAGAAAGUGGGCUUUGUAAAUAAUUGUGAGAUCAACUGGCAUAGUGACUCAUACUUGGACUCCCAGUAAUUGAGGUCAAAGCAAGAAGAUUACUGUGAGGCCGGCUUCAUCUAUAUAUUGAGUUACAGGCCAGCUAGGGCUAAGUAAGACCUCCAUCUCAAAAAACGGGGAGCUGUUAAAUACCAUCAGGCUUGUUCAGGAACUUAGCUUUAAAAAUGAGCAGGCCAGGCGCAGUGGCACAUGCCUAUAAUCCUAGCACUUGGAGACAGAGGCAGGAGAAUCUCUAUGAGUUUGAGGCCAGCUUGCUGUCUACAUAUUGAGUUCCAGGCCGGUCAGGGCUAUGCUGUGAGAUCCGAUUUAAAGGGG
This is a messenger RNA of Peromyscus maniculatus bairdii (prairie deer mouse), 4890 nucleotides long. RefSeq names its product inositol polyphosphate-5-phosphatase E (gene Inpp5e). Gene Ontology annotation, cellular component: nucleus; Golgi apparatus; axoneme. Gene Ontology annotation, biological process: phosphatidylinositol dephosphorylation. Gene Ontology annotation, molecular function: phosphatidylinositol-4,5-bisphosphate 5-phosphatase activity; inositol-polyphosphate 5-phosphatase activity. The record is from RefSeq and is a predicted model, not a curated record. NCBI's taxonomy places the organism in Eukaryota, Metazoa, Chordata, Mammalia, Rodentia, Cricetidae.